This is a messenger RNA of Microcebus murinus (gray mouse lemur), 9649 nucleotides long. It is a transcript of the gene MAP4, whose product is annotated as microtubule associated protein 4. Lineage: Eukaryota; Metazoa; Chordata; Mammalia; Primates; Cheirogaleidae. The record is from RefSeq and is a predicted model, not a curated record. Gene Ontology annotation, biological process: neuron projection development; microtubule cytoskeleton organization. Gene Ontology annotation, cellular component: neuron projection. Gene Ontology annotation, molecular function: microtubule binding.
GCCACGGAGACCCGGGCCGGCCGCGUGCACCCUGACUCUCGCAUGCUCCAGCUCUAGGAGCCCAAGCUCUAAAACGAAGACGCGGUCAUCACAGAACAGCGGAGGCGGCCAGCCGCUCUGCGGUCCCCUUCGCCAUUCGCGGGAGAGAGGAGGGAGUUUGAAGCCCCUGUGCGCACCUCGCCCCCAACAGCCCGUCGCUCGCGCAGCUUCUACGGAGAGGUUGAGGUGGCGGGGCCAGCGCCUAUUGGUCCGCUGCAGCCCUCCGCCCGCCCUCAUCCCGGGCUCAUUGGCCGGAGUGGCAGCGCCCGGGUCGGCGGUGGCGGCGCCCCUCCCUCGCGCCGGCCCUCAAGAGGACGGCGAGGAAGCGGCCGCCUCCCUGCGCCCCGCCCCUCGGGCUUGCUGGCUGGCUCCGGGCUGCUGCCGACAUCUCCCGGCUCGUACCGGCUAGUCCCGGUGUUCUCUCGGCUCCCUCCGGCUCCAGCUUCGGCUCGGCUGCGGCAGGGUCAGCUUGUCAAAACUGUGACUGAGGCCAGGUACACAGUGCGGGGAAGAGGUGCAGAUGCAAGUGGCAGUUGCAGCAGUGCAGAAUGGCUGACCUGAGUCUUGCAGAUGCAUUAACAGAGCCACCUCCAGAAAUCGAAGGAGAGAUAAAGCGGGACUUUAUUGCUACACUGGAGGCAGAGGCCUUUGAUGAUGUUGUGGGAGAAACUGUUGGAAAAACAGACUAUAUUCCUCUCCUGGAUGGUGAUGAGAAAACUGGGAACUCGGAGUCAAAGAAGAAACCAUGCUCAGAUGUUAGCCAGGAUGAAGAUACUCCUAAACCAACAGUACUAGCCAAUGGUGAUCAUGGAAUAGAAGGAAAUGAUACUACAGGGUCUCCAGCAGAUUUUUUUGAAGAGAAUAUGGCCUACCAGGAAUAUCAAAAUAGCCAAAACUGGCCAGAAGAUACAAACUUCUGUUUUCAGCCUGAACAAGUGGUCAAUCCCAUCCAACCUGAUCCCUUUAAGAUGCACCAUGAUGAUGGCCUGGCAGAUUUGUUCUUUCUCUCCAGCGGAACAGCCAAUGCUUCAGCAUUUAUAGGACAAAAUGAUCCACUGAAGGAUAAUUAUGGUAUGUCUCCCUGUGACACAUUUGCUCCUGCAACUGCUGUACCUCAGGGGUGGUCUGUGGAAGCCCCAAAUUCUCCACACUCAGAAUCCUUUGUUUCCCGAGAGGCCAUUACGGAACCUCUGCAGCCAACGCCAGAGCUAGCCGAAGAGGUAGAAAUGGCAUUAGAAGAAGAGAGGCCACCAACAAAAGCAUUGGAAAUGAUGGGAAGGAAGACUACUCACAUGGCACCAUCUAGUGAAACAGAGAUGGUCCUGGCCAAGGACAUGGCAACAGCCACAGAAACAGAGGUGGCAUUGGCUAAAGAUGUGGGAUCACCCACCAAAUCAGAUGUGACAGUGGCCAAGGACAUGCUGCCAUCCACCGAAUCAGAUACAGACCUAGUCAAGGACAUGGGACUAUGCAUAGAAACAGAGGUGACCCCAGUUAAGGAUGCCGUAUGGCCCAUAGACACAGAUGUGUCUUCGACCAAGGAUGUUAUACUGCCCACAGAAACAGAGGUAGCCCCAGCCAAGGAUGUGACACUGUUCAAAGAAACAGAGAGGGAAGCACCUAUAGAAAUGGGUUUGGCCACACCUGAGGAUGUGGCACCACCCAAAGAAAGAGAACUAGCCCCAGCCAAGGGUGUGGUAUCACUCUCAGAAAUAGAUGUGGCGGUGGCUAAAGACAUUGUAUCAUCCACAGAAAUACCCUCAGCUGAGGAGGUGGCCUUGUCCUCAGAAACAGAGUUGGCACCGGCCAGAGACAUGGCACUUGCCCCAGAAACCAAAGUGGUCUUGACCAAGGAUACAGCACUGCCCCUAGAAGCAGAGGUGGCUCUGGGCAAGGAUGUGGCUCUGUCUCCAGAAAAAGAGGUGGCCUCAUUCAAGGACAUGGCCCAACCCCAAGAAAUAGAAAUAGCUUUGGGCAAGGAUGUGACACCAUCCCCAAAAACAGAGGUGGCCCAAGUCAAAGAUUUGACUCUACCACCAGAAACAGAAGUAGCCUCCAUCAAGGACAUGUGUCUGCCUCCAGAAGAAACAGUGGUGUCCCUUACUAAGGACCUGACUCCACCCCAAGAAACAGAGGUAGCCCUCGCUAAGGAUGUGGCUCUGCCCCCUGGAACAGAGGUGACCCUGGCCAACAAUGUGACUCCAGCCAAGGAUGUUGCAUCACUCUCAGAAACAGAAGUGGCACAUGUUCAAAUUAAAGACACGGAAAUUGCAGAGACACAAGGAGGAAUAACUGAGGAUUCCCAUUUAGAAUCUCUCCAGGAUGAGGACCAGUCAGCUGCACCUGCCUUCAUGAUUUCACCAGAACCAGUCACAGCCAUGGGCCAAAAGCACAACUUGCCAACAGAGGAGGAGUUUGUGUUGGAAAAACUAGAGCAAAAGAAACCAUUCAACAGUCAACCUUCUGAACUUUCUUCAGAGACCUCAGCCAACUUCAUGUAUUGCGGUACCCCUUCCACACAAGCCAAACAAGUUUGCAGACCCCGUGACCACAGGUCAGCUCAGCCUAAGCCUGCCAGGGUCCCUCCUGAGCUGCUGGGAGGCUCUCCUCCACAGAAGACUCUUGAUCCCAGGCUGGGCUGCUGCUCUUCAUCUGAGUUGGGUUGGGUCUCUGGUUCAUCUUCCUGUGGUGAGCCUAGGAAUCAAAGGAAAACUAUUCAUGUUGACUCACUUGAACCCCAGAGGGAUCUUGGCAGGGAGGCCUGGGAUAUACAAAGCAUACCAAUGAUGAUGAAGAAAAAGAAGAAGAAACCAAAACAAAAGAGAUAUUUUCAACCCCGUGCUGGGGGACCUUGGGAUGAUGAUAAUGCAGAUGAGCCUAAAGUUCAUCCCUUUGCAGCUGACACACAAAAGUUAGGUGUUCUCCCCAGCCAGUCUGCCACUGCAGGCACAGAAUAUGGACUUGUACCCAGAGAAAACUUGAAAAGGGAGCGUGUAGUUCACUCCAAAGCAGGCAAACUGGUAGAUGAGAACUUUGUCUCGGAGGGUCUCAGAGUUCCUUUGUGUCCUUCAGAAGAACCUCCAAAAACUGUGAUAAAUUCUCAGCCCAACCUGAGAGUAGAAGAAGAGGGCAAAGGUAACAAGUCAAUACCACAGAGCCAAGACAAGAAAUUGCUGAAGCAAGAUGAGUACAAACCACAGCCUGAACCCCUCCUAAAGGCUCCUGUGGAUAAAAGCCAGCCAAUAGGCUCUCUCAAUCUGAAAGGAUCCCUGGCAGAAAUUUCUGCACACAAAGUAGAAACUCCUUUGGCUAUCAUACCCAAAGAGGAUUGCUCUCCUGUCUUGGGACAAGAGGUUGUAGGUAUAGUUUUAAAACCCACUAUAGCAGAAGAUCAGCUUAAUUUGAUACCUACUUUGACAGCCUAUAAUCCAUUAGAAAGUAGCCUAAAAGAAGAGAAUGAUGAAAGUAGAACAACUAAACUGCAGAAUGUCAAACAGAAAGAGUUUCAUGAAGGAGCUGAAGAGGAUAAAGAACUAAAAAAGGAAGCUUUUCCCAAGCAAAGUCAAGAGAUUGGCAUCAUUGCUUCUGAGCAGCUGCAGAGCCAGGUGUUAGUGCAGGUCCCUGGGCUAGAGAAUGAACCACAUAAGAGAAUGGCAGGUGAUGGCAAAAGCAGGAAGGGAAGGGGAAGUUCUGGGAAAGUGAGAGCAAAUUCUGGGAAGGCAAAAGCAAGAUCUGAGCUGCCGUUCCUUCUGGAUAGCCAGAAGGACGGAAGGGCCAUUCUUGUACCAGGUGAGCCAAUCCCUAAAACUGAAGGAACGACUAAUCAGAAUAAGAGUGAGGAGCUGGGGCUGGCUUCCUCAAAGCAACCAGGAACCAUGGCUGAUCUCCCUGUAGCGAUGGGAGAGCCUAAGGAGACGACUCACACUACAGGGUCAAACACCUUCCAGCCAUUAAUUCCUUUGGAAAAUGGUUCAGGCAUGACUCAGACUUCUGAUGUUAGGACAGAAAGAGAAGCUUUAGUCAAAGAUAUGGGUGUCAAUAACCAGAACAAGGAAGAAAAAUGUCCUUGGAUGGAUCAUGAGGCAGCUCCCUGGAUUUCUGAAAAGCCUAAAAAGAGAGGCAAUGAAGGCAAAACCAAAAAAUUUAAAAGUAAUUAUUUCACACAGCCUGCUAGAGUGGAGAGGAAGGAAGAAAUUCUUAAACCACCUUCUGUAGGGAAGGAUGGAGAUGCUGGUAGUAUUCCCCACAAAAACAAGGAAUUAGGCCUCAUUUUCCCCAAAAUGCAUGAUCCUUUGUUCUCACAUACAUCAGAUUCACCUGCAGUGGAAGUAGUUGACAGAAAAGGUGGAGAUGUUGAGGCUAAUUCUUUUGAGUUUGAAAUUCUUGGGGGGAGCAAAACAAAUACAGUCAAGGCUUCUGCUAUUAUUGAAACAGCUGCCAAGGUGACAGAUGUGAGCUGCCAAGACCAAAUCCAGGGGACAGGAUUUGUUCCUUCAGUACUGUCUAAGGAGAAUAAGACAGAUGCAGCCAAGGGACAUAUUGCAGUGGCUGACAAACCAAAUAAAAGGAGUAAUGAUGGAAAAAGUAAAAAGGUUAAAAAUAGUUCCCCGGAGAAGCACAUUCUGGAGAAUAAGAUAGAUGCAACAAAAAUACAUGUUCCCAUGGAAACCACAGGGGACCACAGAGUUGGAGGAAUGGGCUAUGUGGACGAAAAUAGAAAUAUUACAUUUACCUGUCCUAGAAUACCAUCAGAGCUGAUAAAUAAGUCAGCUCCUCUAAAGGCUCUGGAAUCACCAGCCUGUGAAAAAGCACCCACUCCUGCUCCUCAAGUAGUAAAGGAAAAUGAUUCCUUUCUAGACACCUUGGCAAAAAGUGGGCAAGAGAUAGCCCCAGACCAUAUUCCCAAAUUAUUAGGGGUAGAUAACAGCAAGAAAGAUGGAGGCCCAGGCCAAGAAAGACCCAAGGCUCCUUCUGCUGUUGUGCCUUCUACAAACAUAGGAGGAGUUGUCCUGCCUUUUACAGCAGCCAUAGAAACAGUUAACAGUCAGGGAGAUCAUUGUCUUAAGAAUAAAGGUGAACUUGCUGAUUCCCUGAAAAAUGAAGCAGGGAUCAAUGAAGGGCAUGUGGUAGGAGAAUCUGAGUCAGUGCAUAAUGGUGCAUCCAAGCAUUCAAUAGAGAAAGUCACAGAGCUAGCAAAAGGGCACCUUCUUCCUGGAGUGUCAGUAGAGGACCAGAGCCUACCAGGAGAGGUCAAAGUACCAGAAGCAGAUAGGGGUAGUGUCCCAGCAUAUCCAGUGAACAAAGAGAAAGACACUGAGGAGGGUUCUGCUCCUAUUCAAGUUCCUGACUUACUGACAGACAAAACACAAAAGCUCAGUUUCUGUGAAAACCAAAAUGCUGAAGAUAAAAAUACCAAGAACCCAGAUAGUUUGAAUAAAGAGGUAGAUAUGACUCUUUUGCCUCUAAAAAAUGAAAAGGAUAAACUGAAAGAAAUUAAUCUGGCUUGUAAAAUCACAGGAUUGGACUGUGUUUCCUUGUCAACUUCAGAACUUCAGUCAGAUUUAUCAGACAGCAGAGUUGAAGCUUCUCCUUCAGGGAUGGUGGAUAAGUUAGUCAUGACUGCUUCCAAGGGUCUUCAGCUUCCAGGACUCAAAGAUAAGAUUUUGGAGGCACCUCAGAAAAUGACAGAAAAAUCAGAAUCAAAGGCACUGAGAGAAGGGAAGAAAGAAGAUAAAAGUAGAAUGGUAGAACCGAUGAAAGGAUACAUGAGACCUACCAAGUCCCGAGGACUUACUCCACUUUUGCCAAAGUCUACAAUCCAGGACCGAGAGAGAUCUAAGCAACUGAAGUCCAGUGGAAUAGCCAGGGCUGAAGAAGGACGGCCUGCUGUGAGUGUGACCGGAAAUGACAUCACCACCCCACCAAACAAGGAGCUCCCACCAAGCCCAGAGAAGAAAACAAAGCCUUUGGCCACUUCUCAGCCUGCAAAGACUUCAACAUCGAAAGCCAAAACACAGCCCACUUCUCUCCCUAAGCAGCCAGCUCCCACCACCCUUGGUGGGUCGAAUAAAAAACCCAUGAGCCUUGCAUCAGGCUCAGUACCAGCUGCCCCACCCAAACGCCCUGCUGCUACCACUGCCCGGCCUUCCACCUUACCUUCACGAGAUGUAAAACCAAAGCCUGUCACAGAAGCAAAGGUUCCUGAGAAGCGGGCCUCACCAUCCAAGCCGGCUUCUGCCCCAGCCGUCAGACCUGGUUCCAAGAGCACCCAGACUGUUCCGAAAGCCACAACAGCUGCUGCUCUUCCCUCAGCUGGGCCAAGCAGUAAGAGCCCCCCUACAUCCCUGCCCAAGAGGCCCACUGCCAUUAAGACUGAGGGAAAACCUGUGGAAGUUAAGAAGAUGACUGCAAAGUCUGCACCAGCUGACUUGAGUCGCUCAAAGAGCACCUCCAGCAGUUCCGUGAAGAAAAACACCACUGUCAGUGGGACAGCUCCCCCAACAGGGGUGGCUCCUGCUCGUGUCAAGCCUACACCCAUGCCUUCCCGGCCCUCCGUGACUGCUUCCAUGGACAAGAAGCCCACCUCAGCCAAGCCCAGCUCCACUGCCCCCAGGCUGAGCCGCCUAGCCACCAAUGCUUCUGCUCCUGAUCUGAAGAAUGUCCGCUCCAAGGUUGGCUCCACAGAAAACAUAAAGCAUCAGCCUGGAGGAGGCCGGGCCAAAAUAGAGAAAACAGAGGCAGCUGCUCCAACUCGAAAGCCUGAAUCUAAUGCAGUCACUAAAACAGCCGGCCCAAUUGCAAGUGCACAGAAACCAACUGCUGGGAAAGUCCAGAUAGUCUCCAAAAAAGUGAGCUACAGCCAUAUUCAGUCCAAGUGUGGUUCCAAGGACAAUAUUAAGCAUGUCCCUGGAGGUGGUAAUGUUCAGAUUCAGAACAAGAAAGUGGACAUCUCUAAGGUCUCCUCCAAAUGUGGGUCCAAGGCUAACAUCAAGCACAAGCCUGGUGGAGGAGAUGUCAAGAUUGAAAGUCAGAAAUUGAACUUCAAGGAGAAGGCCCAGGCGAAGGUGGGAUCCCUCGAUAAUGUGGGCCACCUACCUGCAGGAGGUGCCGUGAAGACUGAGGGCGGUGGCAGCGAGGCCCCUCCGUGUCCGGGCCCCCCCGCUGGGGAGGAGCUGGCCAUCUCUGAGGCAGCGCCUGAAGCUGGCGCCCCUACUUCAGCCACUGGCCUCAGUGGCCACACCACCCUGUCAGUGGGUGGUGACCAAAGGGAGGCCCAGACCUUGGACAGCCAGAUCCAGGAGACAAGCAUCUAAUGAUGACAUUCUGGUCUCGUCUUCCGUCUCCCCUGUGUUCCCCCUCUUGUCUCCCCUGUUACCCUCUCCCUUCCUCCCUCCCUCCCGUGUCACUGCAGAUUGAGACCUACAGGCUGACGUUCCGGGCAAAUGCCAGGGCCCGCACCGACCAUGGGGCUGACAUUGUCUCCCGCCCCCCCCACUUCCCUGGCGGCCCCAGCUCAGGCUCCCGGGCCCUGGGCUCCCUCUCCCGGGCUGUCUACUAGACCUGUGAGCGCUCAGGCUCUGGGCAGCCCACUGGGCCUCCUUCCCUCCUGCCUCGCUUGCCCAGGGCAGCCACAGCCCCGCCCCACACCACCUUUCAGUCCCCGCCCCAGGCCCAGCUCCCUGCUUGCUCUUGUCCCUUCACUGCACCACAGCUGGAGGAGCUAGGGGACUGGGUGGGUGGGGCUAAGGUGGGGUCUAGGAGUAGGGAACAGGAUUCCAACCUCCUUUGUUUGGUUUUUCUGGACCAAACCCAAAAGAAACUGGCAUGCCUUCCCUCCUCCCUGAAUCUACCUGGAGGGAAGAAUGGAGGCGGAUUCCAAGUGAUGACUGGAUGCUGACCCUGUCCCCUAGAGCCUGCUAAGCCACCGCCUCUCCGUUUGACCCCACAAUGGCACCCAGGUGGUUUCGGGCCCCUCUUGCUGCCCUGCCCCAAGUUAGUCAGGGGUCAGUGCUGUCUGGCCCCACUGCUUACCGUACCUGCCUAGCUGCUAUUAUAUUUUUCUUUUUCUCAUUUUAUCCUUUUAUUUUCUAAUAACCUAUAAACUGGUGGAAUAGUUUUGCAGGUUGAAGCCAUGUCUAAAUGAAAGUCCUCAGUAGGUGUUAAGGGAAACAGGGAGGGGAGAUCCUUAAGCCUCCACCCAGGAGGGCGUCAGGCUUCGGGAGCUGCCCUUUGGGCAGCUUGGGCCCUGCAGAUGGUGUCGGCAGGGAAGUGAGGUGCGGCGGCUGUGGCUGGUGAGCGGGUCACACUAUGGGCUGGUCAGACUGUGGACCGGUGGUUUUGGCAUUUUGUGUGUAUGCUGCUUUUCAUUUCUAACCAAGAGGCUGGUUUGGGCAUCUCUGUCUGUCUCAUUCCCUGGGAUCUGGUGGUCAGCCUUGAGAUACAAGGCCCGAGGCCUGAGAAACAGGAAAGGGCCAUGGAAGUCUGAAAUCCUCUAGCCUGUACCUGCAGCCCAGGAUACUCAAGCCCUUGUGUCCAGGGGAGCCCGAGAUGUCCAGAACUCAUGUGGAUAGUGGGGAAUCAAGUCUGGAAAUUUAAAAAUAAAAGAUAUGAGACUGAGGCCACCCCGAUUCCCAUAUAGCCUGACUGGAGAGGGGAGGGAGGAGAGGUGAGGCCAGCCUAUGGAUGGGGUCCCAGCUUGGCCCGGUCUUGGGAAGGCUGCAAUGAUGACAAACCCUGGGAAUUGUAUUGACACAAAGAUUCUUAUUGCACUUGUAUUUUUUGUAUUAAAGUUUGCAUGGUUUCUAAUAAAGGAUUAAAACAUAAGUUUGUAGUGAAAUGGCCUGGGAGUUUCCAAGGACUUCUCCUCUGGAGAGGCAUUUGCUGCAGUGCAGAUUUGCCUCUGAGGAGGCUGCCUCAGACUCGGCCCCUCAGGCCCUCCUCCCACUUCUGCCCCUCUGCUCCUGGCAUGCCUUGGAGCUGAAGGUAAGGGUCUUGAUCCCCAAGUGCAGGGAGGGCAGCCCUGGGCCUGACGGAUCCCCUCUGAGGUAGAGUUAACCUGGGGAGGUCUGAUGCCGUAUUCCCAGCUCCCCCAGCGCAUACCAAGAAAUUGCAGGGGCCUCGUGGGAAAAGUGCUGCCUGAAAGACUGUCUGCAGAAUGCUUCAACCAUGCCAGGGACAUCAGGGCACCAGGGUUUUGUCUGCAGGAGUAAGAGGCAAGAUGAAAACUGGGGUGAUGGCCCUGCUUUGUGUUGAUCCUGGGUCAUGAGGAUGCCGAGAUGGACAGCAGGCUCCGAGUCCUUUCACUCCUUUGGCCAAGGGGGGGAGGGGAAGGUAACCCAAGUGGGAAGCUCUCUAGGUGGGCAGCAGGCAUGGUCAGUGUUCUUAGAGGUUGUCUGGUCACAGCUCCCUUGAAGGAUCCCACAAAAGGCUGCCUGACAGGUGGGGACCAAAGGCCCCUAUGUGAUGUACUACUCUGCAGCCACUUGGGUGUGGGACAUUUCUGUAUUUGCCAACUUGCUUAUGGGACGGCCAUUACCAGUUGUGACUCUUGUAACACUUUAAUUUUAAGAGUAAAUAAAGCUGCCUGAUGUCCCAUCACACAGGCCCCCGC